Molecule: messenger RNA, 175 nt
Organism: Funneliformis geosporum
Lineage: Eukaryota; Fungi; Glomeromycota; Glomeromycetes; Glomerales; Glomeraceae
Source: the annotation of a GenBank genome assembly
AUGGAUUCCCGUGAUAGUGAUGGGGUGCUCGUCCGACAACCGCCAGGUACGAUCAGCGAUCGUGGCGCCCGAUUUACGGUCGGGACUAGGGAGACAGCAAGGACGUCACCCUUUGAUAUUAUUUUGACGACUCGAGGGUUUUUGGUUCGUGAGCGAAGAGUAGCUGCCGCUGGUC